Lymnaea stagnalis (great pond snail) is the source of this 8249-nucleotide messenger RNA. Lineage: Eukaryota; Metazoa; Mollusca; Gastropoda; Lymnaeidae. The record is from the annotation of a GenBank genome assembly.
UUGGGAAGUUAGCCGCCAUUUUUGGCGGUUAUUUCAAGUACGGUAUAAUAAGCGUAGUCUGGAUAAAGUGAGCUAUUACACUUAAAAGAAUUAUCUAUCACACUAUUUAUUUCUCCUACAGAAACUGAACUUUUCUAUACCGUUGUAAUUGUUGAUUUAGAAUCUGAUCAACACUGCCCGUUACAUUUACAAUACAUUGAAGGCAACUUGAAAUAUCCAGGUGAGUUGAUGAUAGCUGUGGCGUAUCUAGGCAAUGAAAGAAGCCAAUGAGACUAUAGAGAAUUAUGUUGGACGUAUUGAGGGCCCAAAGACUCGUAAGCCCACAUUUAGUUAUUGCUUUAACUGAAAUAAAUAGUUGGAGGAGUGAGAGAAAGGUUCUCACUAAGCAAAAAAAAAGCAUUUAAAUUUAUUAGCAGCAUGUAAUUAAAUUUUAAUAUUAUUGUAAGCUGGUGUUUUGAGAUGGCAUCCCGGGACUUCAUUCUGGGCGGCAUUUUGACAAAGGAGCCCAUGACCCUUCAUGGACACACACUUCAUAGACUCACAUAAUUUGAUAUAUAAACACAAUAUCGACCGACACAUCAUUGACAGACAUUUCAUCGCCGCCACUUCAUCGGCAAAUACACUUCAUCGAAAAAAAGUACUUGGAAAUUAACAAACAAUAAUUCCACAAAAAAAUUAUUAUUGUACUUGGAUCUGUCACGAACUUUUUUUUUUUUUUGGAAAAAAAAAGGGGGUGGGGGUGAGGGCUUUGGCAAUUUUCGAUUUUGUGGUCUGGAUUCAUAAUUGACAGUCUAAAUUUGUUAAGCAUUACAAAUCUUGUUUUAACAAAGUCACACCUCAAUGUCUUUCCCUUUAAUCAUUAAAAUGGCAGGAUUUAAUAACCGUCUCAGGGAAUAGGUUGAUCUAACAGAUUUCUUGUGAGCACCGUCUCAGGGAAUUGGUUGAUCUAACAGAUUUCUUGUGAGCACUGUCUCAGGGAAUAGGUUGAUCUAACAGAUUUCUUGUGAGCACUGCCUCAGGGAAUUGGUCGAUCUAAAAGAUUUCUUGUGAGCACUGUCCCAGGGAAUAGGUUGAUCUAACAGAUUUGUUCAUUGUGAGAACUGAUGAGUCAAUAGUGCCAGACACUGUGUCAUUUGGCUUCUCGUAUAAUGCAAUGGAAUAAUGAGGUUGAAACAAAGUAGCGCAAACAUCAGUAAACUAAUGUAAAGCUCUAUCGUGUGUCUUGAUCUACGAAAGCAAAUGUAGCGCUCUAUAAUGUGUCUUGAAAUAUGAAGGCGAAGGUAGCUCUCUAUAUUGCGUCUCGAAUGAGAACUACGGCAAUCCUAUUGUCACACUUCUUCGAUACAAUUUCAUGGAUGAGUUUGGAAUGGGGAAAAAGAAAAACGAAACUCAUCUCGUGAACCUAAAAAUAUACAGUCAGACUUUUGACAAGUGUUACAGCCCAAUCCAAUGAGUCAUUGCUGCAUGGGUCAAGAGAUGCGACUCAGUUUAACUUUGUCCGCAUCGGAUCCUCCAGAGAGCUUCAUUUAUAUGGGCACUUUUGUUUUAAAUGUCCUCAUGGUCUUCAUUGUUCAUUUAGACAUUUCUGUUAGACCUUAGAUCAACCAAGUCUAGCAUAAUGUUCAAUAAAGAGGACGUGUAUAGAAAGAAAUAACGACCAACAGCAGCAACUGUUGAUAGAUUCAACGACUAGUCAGUGCACGUCUCAGCACCGGUUAUUUAACUUCUCAGCACCGAACAUAACACUUCUCAGCACCAGAGAUCACACGUCUUAAUCACCAGAUCUUACACUUCUCAAUCACCAGGUAUUACACUUCUCAGCACCAGAUAUUACACUUCUCAGCACCAGAUAUUACACUUCUAAGCACCAGAUAUUACACUUCUCUCAGCACCGAAUAUUACACUUCUCGGAACCGAACAUAACACUUCUCAGCACCAGAGAUCACACGUCUUAAUCACCAGAUAUUAUACUUCUCAAUCACAAGGUAUUACACUUCUCAGCACCAGAUAUUACACUUCUCAGCACCAGAUAUUACACUUCUAAGCACCAGAUAUUACACUUCUCUCAGCACCAGAUAUUACACUUCACAGCACCAAAUAUUACACUUCUCAUCACCUGAUAUUACACUUCUCCGCACCAGAUAUUACACUUCUUAGCUCCAGAUAUUACACUUCUCAGCACCAGAUAUUACAGUUCUCAUCACCUGAUAUCACACUUCUCAGCACCAGAUAUCACACUUCUCAGUGCCUGUUAUACACCAUAACAUACAAUGAUAAUUGUCAGAUUUUCAAUGCCUGCCGAGCCGUAACCCGCAGAAGUCAUAAGACAAAGGAAGUUAGUCUUAGUGUUAUCGGAUCAUACUGAUAAUUCUUCCACAGUUGGUUGUUUGCACAAAUGAAAAAAAAGUCAGAGCAUCAUCUUUGGAAGUCGGAAGUGGGGCCUGCAGUCCUAGUGGGGCCGGCAGUCCUAGUGGGGCCGGCAGUCCUAGUGGGGCCGGCAGUCCUAGUGGGGCCGGCAGUCCUAGUGGGGCCGGCAGUCCUAGUGGGGCCGGCAGUCCUAGUUGGGCCGGCAGUCCUAGUGGGGCCGGCAGUCCUAGUGGGGCCGGCAGUCCUACUUAGCAUUUCUGUAAUGCCAGCGUCAAAUAUAAUAGUUGAUAAUAAUGUUGUACAAGGUAAUAGUAAAUAAAAAUGCGUUAUUGCUAUACGGUAAAUAAUAGUACAUGAUGCAAUUGUACGUUUUUAGUAAUGGUAUAUGAUGUAAGUGUAGUUAAGAGGACGCGAUGUAAUUGUAAGUAGUAGUGUGAUGUCAUUGUAAUUAACAACGAUAUAUGACAUAAGCGCGACAAGAUAAUGCUACCAUGUGAUUCAUUAAAUUAAAAGAUAUUUAAAAAUAAUUAAAGUGCGUUAAUAAGGCAAUAGCUAAGGUUAGUGCCGCCCAGGGCGUGUCUCCAUUUUGCCGCCUCGCUCAACGAAAUAAAAACUGUAUUGGGCCGAAAAAUCUUGCCUAUAAAUAUAAAGAAGAGAAAUGCCGCCCAGGGUGGACCGUAGGGCGAACCGCCUGUUGCAAACCCCCCUCCUAAGCCCCCGGGUCAUUGAGACAAGUAUUAAUGUGCCAUUUUGAAAUUAAAAUACAAAACAAAAAAUAAAUCUUGACGGUUCCUAUCAAUUGUUAAAUCUUCUACUUUUCUAUGCAUUUGAUAUCAGACUACGAUUUCAAAAAAAAAACAAAAAAAAACCAUUUAAUAACAUGAAUUGAAUUGUUCGACUGUUCCAGGUGAGAGCCUUGAAAUGCGUGAAAGGGAAAGCCAAAUAUAUUUGCGUCCCUACCCCACGACUGGGCAUCACAUAUACGCCAUCAUUCUCUUUUCACACAAGGGGAAGCUACACCGAAUACCUCACUUUUCGUAAGGAUUGGCUUUUUACAUUAAAAGCUUUCAUUUACAACACGUUUAUGCAGUGAUGAAGUCAUGUUACAUUUACAACAAAUCAAUGCAGUGAUUAGGACAUGUUAAAUUUACAAAACUAUUAUUGCAGUGAUGAAGUCAUGUUAAAUUUACAACAAAUCAAUGCAGUGAUAAGGACAUGUUAAAUUUACAAAACUAUUAUUGCAGUGAUGAAGUCAUGUUACAUUUACAACAAAUCAAUGCAGUGAUAAGGACAUGUUACAUUUACAAAACUAUUAUUGCAGUGAUGAAGUCAUGUUACAUUUACAACACAUUAAUGCAGUGAUGAGGUCAUGUUACAUUCACAACAAUUUAAUGCAGUUUUGAGGUCAUGUUACAUUUACAUUAAAUCAAAAAAGGUUAUAAGGGGUUACAUUUACGACAAAUCAAUGCAGUGUUUAGGUCAUGUUACAUUUACAACUCAUUAAAGCAUGGAUUAGUUCAGGUUACAUUUACAACAAAUUAAUGCAGCCAUAAAGUUAUGCUACAUUUACAACAAAUCAAUGAAGUGAUGAAGUCAUGUUACAUUUACAACAAAUCAAUGCAGUGAUAAGGACAUGUUACAUUUAUAAUAUAAUAAUUCAUUGAUCAGUUCAUGUUACAUUUACAACAAAUCAAUGCAGUGAUAAGGACAUGUUACAUUUAUAAUAUAAUAAUUCAUUGAUCAGUUCAUGUUACAUUUACUACACAUUAAUGCAAAGAUGAGGUCAUGUUACAUUUACAAAACUAUUAGUGCAGUGAUUAGGUCAUGUUAGGUCAUGAUUAGGUCAUGUUACAUUUACAACAAAUAAAUGAAGUGAUGAAGUCAUGUUACAUUUACAACAAAAUAAUUCAGGGAUAAGGCCAUUUAUAAACAUUAAUGCAGUGCUGAAAUGUCUCAUUCACAACAAAUCAAUGUAGUUACAAUGUCAUGUUACAUUUACAAAACAUUAAUGCAGUGAUUAGGUCAUGUUACAUUUACAACAAUUCAAUGAAGUGAUAAAGCCAUGUUACAUUUACAACAUGUCAAUGAAGUGAUGAUCUCAUGUUAAAUUUACAACACAAUAAUGCAGUGAUCAGAUCAUGUUACAUUUAGUUUUCUUUGAUGUUUAUAAGAUUCAAUGCAUAUUUUAGCGUAUGAUACAAGAAUUUAAGCCACAUGCAGUUAAUGACACUCUAUCGGAGUUUUUGUUUUUUUUAUAAACAUCGUGGAAGAACGGGUUUAUGAAGACUACUUCCAUUCAGACAUGAAACAUAAAGUUUUAUCACAAUAGUGAGCAAUUGAUGAUUCAAAUGAUAGAAAGGUUCAUUCUCAGGUAGGGCGAAGGGGUCGGGGUUGGGGGGUGGGGUGGGGGGGCAUAUCUUGAAGUGUCGAAAUGGAAACGCUUUCACUGUCCUAAAUGUGUCCUAAUUUCUUCUCCAAUAUCCUGUGAUACGACAACGUUAAAAAGCUGUCUAAGUGCACGUAUCUCUUGUUUUUACGUUUGCAAGGUUGCGAGUAGCGUCCUGAUUUCGAUGUCCCCUUUGUUUAUUGUGCUCCGUCUUUUUUCUAUCCACUGCAUCACUAUAAUGGUCUUCGCAGCGUUUCAUUUUUUGUAACCACAUAAGCACUGGAGGUAGGGGGGGGGGAAAUAUGGUUUAUGUAAAUGACACACAGCAUAGCAGUGGGGCAAGGGAGGAACACGUGGUUUAUGUAAAUGACACACAGCAUAGCAGUGGAGCAAGGGAGGAACAUGUGGUUUAUGUAAAUGACACAGAGCAUAGCAGUGGAGCAAGGAAGGAAGUAGUCUACUGUAUGCAGCGUGCCAUUUGUAUAAACUACCUAUUUUCGUCCUUGCUUUUCUGCAAUGCGAUGUACCCGGUCUUUGCAGAGGGCGCGAUAACUUUAUUGUUUCUUAAAAGGCAGACUGCAGAAAAUGAUGUAUGUACAGCUUGUACGUGAUUAAAGAAGGUUUUAGAACAUUUAUUUCAAGUUUAGUUCGCAGAUAAAUAGUGGAAUAUUUUUUUUAAUUUUAUUGUAUUUAUUUGUUGUUGUGAGAAUGCAGCCGUAUAGGAAUUUUGAAAUAGUUGUUUAAAUAUAAACUGAUCAAUGGAAAUAGUAUUUACUUUUUUUAAGACAAAAGGACGAAACAAAAAAAAAAAAAAAGUUUAAAAAUAUACCGUUUACAUAAUACAGUAAAACCUCCUUUUUAAGACCUUUCAGUUGUCAUAAAAACGAGGUCUAAAUAAUGCAGCCGUAUAGGAAAUUUGAAAUAGUUGUUUAAAUAUAAACUGAUCAAUGGAAAUAGUAUUUAAUUUUUUUAAGACAAAAGGACGAAACAAAAAAAAAAAAAAGUUUAAAAAUAUACCGUUUACAUAAUACAGUAAAACCUCCUUUUUAAGACCUUUCAGUUGUCAUAAAAACGAGGUCUAAAUUGGAGGCGUCUCAAAAAAAAUAGGUGGGACAUUUUCGAAAAUCGACAUUUAGAAAAUGAAGUAAACAAGUAAAAUAAAUACAAAAAAAGGACACGUACCAUUAAGUAUAGGCAAUAUCUACCAUCUGUCUUUCAGAAAUAUAGAUUAAACCCUGUCUCACAUCCAAUACAGUCACUGUCUUCAUUACUUCUAAAAGAAAAAAAUCAAUGCUGGUACGGUAGUUGUUUAAAAGCGUGUGUAAGUGCUGAGUGCAUGCUUAGAGUUGUAGCUAUUCAUGUAUAGGAUAAGUUCAUUAAUAUUAUUGUAAUCAUUUUGAUAGAAUCAUUGAAUAUUUUCUAAUAUUUUUUUUAAAGAAAGCUGUUAUUUCUGUUUGUUUGCAUGCUCCCAUCCCCACCCCCUCCUGCAUGUUCUUUUUGUAUGUCAUUUUGAAACCCAGACAUGGUGUCGGCAAGGUCUGAAAGGCCUCUGCUCAGGGUAAAUCUGGUCAGCUCUUUGUAGUAUUCCAUCUUGUUUUCAACUGACAAAUUUACGGUGCAAGAGUUAUUUCCCUUUCACUACUUCCUAGAUCAGCGGUUCUCAACCUGUGGGUCGCGACCCCUUUGGGGGUCGCAUGACCCUUUCACAGGGGUCACCUAAGACCAUCUGAAAACACAUAUCCUCUGCUGUUAUAUCGUAUAAACGAAAAUAUUUUUGUUGUUGGGGGUCGCCACAACAUUAGAAAUUGUUUUAAAGGGUCGUGGCAUUAGAAAGGUUGAGAACCACUGUCCUAGAUGCUCUCGUGUAUCGUCUGCUGUUAAAAGUUGUUAACGAAACUGUUUUCUUCAAGGCACAAAUAUAGCAUUGCUUUUGUAUCUGACUUUUUCGGGUGCUAGGUCGUAAAAUUGAAUUAUUUGAAGGUCGUAAGUCGCGUUUUAGAGUAAGUCGUUUAAGAGAUGUCGUUUAUAUAGUACAAAGCAUCAGUGAAAUUUUUUCCGGUCGUUUGUUGGAGGAAGUCGUUUAAAAUAGGGUCUCAAAACGGAGGUUUUACUUUAUCUUAAUUUUUUAAGUACUCAAGCUAUUCCUGUCAUAUUGUCAUAGGAUUUCCCGAGCUGGGUAGCUACCUAUACUUUAAAAAUAAAACUGCUCUAUAAUCAAGUGAAUUCACUUUGGUUUAACGUAAGACUACUUGAAAAGUUUUGCUAGAUCUGAACAAACAUUUCUAUAAUUUAUUUGGCAUGCUUGUAAUUGUAAAGAUUUACAUUAGCUAUGCUCAAUAAAUGCUAAACAAAGCCAUACAUAUAUAGUGUUGCGUUUGUUUUAAAUGAGGUAAACUAUAGAUAUGUUUUUUGUUGACUUUGUACCGCGCUUCGAGCCUUUGGGGAUGAAGCGUGUUUUUGAAAUGAACUUUAUUAUUAUUAUUAUUAUAUACAUACAUACAUUUAUAUACAUUUUUAUACAUUUGUAUUUAAUUUAUUAAUGUAUUAUUUCUUUGGCCAGGAGAUGCAACAUUGUUCGGGAUUUGAAUAGUUACAACAAACCUUCCAUCCGAUCUGUAUCUUAUUUUAGAUCUUCCAACGUUUUUGGUAAGAACACUGUGUCGCUAAUGUUACUGUAUCGUGUCCGAUCAACAUGAAUCAAUUUCAAUCAAAACUUCACUACAGUGGUAUCUUCCGCUAUCGUCGCUUGUUCCUUUUUUUUUUUUUUUUUUUUUUUUUUUUUUUUGUUUUUUUUUUUUUUUUUUUUCUUUUUUUUUUUUUUUUUUUUUUUUUUUUUUUUUUUGUCUAAUGCUAGUCGUUCUGUUUUCAUUGUACUCAAUAGUUAUUAUUUCUUUGAAGAAUAGUAGCUUGUCGCCUGUCUUUCUGUCUUAGACUUACGCCUUUAAGUACUUAACUGUAUUAGUUUUUAGGUUCUGUGAAAUAGGCCUAUUAGUACUUGAUUGUAUCAUUUUGUAGGUUCAAUGGUCCUUGUUGAGAUAGGCCCAUUAGUACUUAAAUGUAUUAUUUCUAUGGUCAGCGGUCCUAGUUAAAGUAGGGCAAUUAAUUCUUAAUUGCCUUACUUUUUAAAGUCAGGAGGCCUAAGUAUUUUACUUCUCAUUAUCAUAAUAUGUAAAUUCCUUCACAGAAUGUCGGAGAUUCGAAUGCCCGGCUGUACGAGAGGAACAAAUGCCAUUUUCUUUGAUUGGAGAAUACAAAGCCGCCUCGGACUUUAAACAGACGACAGUGAAAACAAAUUCAGGAGGCCCCCUGCCCACAAACUCAAUCUUAAGCCUGUCGACCAUCGCACUGCUCUCAUUUGGUGUGCUUUUAGAAUAGUUAAAAAUUUCAGAGUUGACUACUCGGGUAUGGAGGACUUGAUGUGGAAACUGUUACUUUGCUAUCGGAAGAAUGGAAACUGCUAACAACAAGGAACGGGAACAAAUCUGUAGUAGCAGAG